Molecule: messenger RNA, 1200 nt
Organism: Aspergillus welwitschiae
Lineage: Eukaryota; Fungi; Ascomycota; Eurotiomycetes; Eurotiales; Aspergillaceae
Product: TauD/TfdA family dioxygenase
Exons: 4
Coding region: 1-1200 (399 amino acids)
Molecular function (GO): oxidoreductase activity
Source: RefSeq, a predicted model, not a curated record
AUGGUUGAGGUUCAAACACUUGUCCAGCCGGACAUCCAAUACCACCCCGACUACACCAAAUACACAGCCCGCACCGAGCGUCGCAUCGCAACUGAAACCUUGCCCAAGACUUUGCCCCAAGGAUUCCCCGAGCAUCUGGACUCUCCCUUGGUAUGGGAGGGAACAGAAGUAGAGAAACGCGAUGAAUGGAUCUACCAAUUGAAUGAUGCGCAGCUUGACGAAAUCGACCAAGCCCUGCAGUUCUUCAAAUCCAAGAACCUCUCCCUAGGUUCAAUCAACCAAUCCACCUUCCCCUUACCAACCCUCCACCCCAUUCUUCGCGAUCUUUCCCGCGAAAUCCACCUAGGCCGAGGCUUCGUUGUCGUCCGCGGCCUGCGCAUCGACCACUACACCCGCGAAGACAACAUUAUUAUCUACGCCGGCGUGUCCUCCCACAUCGGGAACUACCGCGGAAGACAAGAGGACAACCGUGUUAAGGGCACACCCUCCCGUGUGCUAUCCCACAUCAAAGAUAUCUCCAACAAAGUCCAGCCGGGCACUAUCGGCGCGCCGUCCAACACCGCUGACAAGCAAGUUUUCCACACCGACUCGGGGGAUAUCAUCUCCCUGCUCUGUCUCCAGGAAGCUGCAGAGGGCGGAGAAAGCAAGCUUGCUAGUAGCUGGCACGUCUACAACAUUCUUGCUAGGGAGAGGCCGGAUUUGAUUCAUACGCUUACGCAGGAUUGGCCGUUCGAUGGAUUCUCCAAUCCCACACAGCCAUACAGCACCCGCCCCCUUCUCUACCACCAACCUGCCACAUCUAGCACCCCGGAGCGAGUGCUGAUCCAAUACGCCCGCCGCUACUUUACAGGCUUCAUGGCGCAGCCUCGCUCGACCAACAUCCCGCCCAUCACUGAAGCACAGGCAGAAGCACUCGAUGCACUGCAUUUCCUGGCUGAGAAGCACAGUGCCUCGCUUGGAUUCCAGAAGGGAGAUAUUCAGUAUGUGAACAAUCUGAGUAUCUUUCAUGCGAGAAAUGGGUUUACGGAUGGGCCUGGGAAGGAGCGCCAUUUACUCCGACUUUGGUUGAGGGAUCCUGAGUACGCAUGGGAGACUCCGGAGCCGUUGCGGAAGAGAUGGGAUAGUUUGUAUAAAGAUCUAGAGCCGGAGGAGCAGGACUUUCCUCUCGAGCCGAGGAUUAGGGGGAAUACGACCUCCUAG